UCGGAGAGCACGUAAUAAAAGUUGUUUUUGACUAGGUGUUGAUGUUUUUCGCGCAAUUUUCGUAAACAAUCGUAAAAAUUUAAAGUACAUUUUAUGGUUUUAAAUACUCUGUGUGUUUGGUGAAGUGUCUAGUUUAUAGUGGAAUAGCUGUAGAAGUUGUGCUUUAGAAGUGUUUGAGGCUCAGAAGUUAAAAUGUUAUUCUCGAGGUGAGAACGAAACCGCGACUAUGGCAGAAGAAAAGAAAAAAGAUGGCACAGCGUUGUUGGCGAAAAAGAAAAAAGUGAAGCCUCGUAAGUCUCGCGACGCGGACUGUUGCAGCGUGAAUUUCCUGAAAUGCGUUCUUCAUAUAUUCAACGUGGUGUUUCUGUUUGCAGGAGCCGGUGUACUAGGCGUCGGCGUGUGGAACGUCACAUACCGGCAUCAUUACGUGUCGUUGCUGCCGACGAUCACGUAUCCGGCAAUUGGAUAUUUGCUGGUCAUAGCGGGGUCAUUCGGCCUGCCGUUUGCAGCGCUCGGUUGCUGCGGGCUGAAGACCGAGAACCGAACGAGCCUGCUCUGUUACACAUAUUUCCUGCUGAUUACGUUCAUACUAGAAGCCGGUGCUGGCGGCCUAGCGUACUAUUACGAAGAGGCUAUAGAAGAAGAACUUCGCGCCGGCUUGAAUAGCACGUUCACUACGAACUACGCGCUCGAUACAGCUGUCACUGACGCUGUUGACAGUAUGCAGACCGAGUUCAAAUGCUGCGGCGCAAUACGAUACGAAGACUGGAGGAAGAGUCGGUGGCACGAGCACGACCCGCGGCUGCUGGUGCCGGACUCGUGCUGCAAGACCCGCACCCAGCGCUGCGGGACCAGGGAUCAUCCCUCCAAUAUUUAUUAUACGGGCUGCAUUCACCACUUCACGAAUCACAUACGAGACCAGCUAAUAAUAUUAGCGGCCGUCGGAGUCGGGAUGUCGGUUAUACCCAUAUUCGGGUUUUUGUUUUCGUGCGUUCUUUACGUGAAAAUAAAGCACGUGAUCGACUGACCUCGGCCUAAGGGCUCGUCCGCGAGUCGCAAGGUGUUCGAUAAGGGCGCGUCCACACCGGACCCGUCGAAGCCGGCGCGGCGCACGUCGCAGCGCGCCAGCCGCAGCGUCCGGCGUGCGCCCUGCCCCUUACACCCGAACGACGCGCCGCCCAUAGCCACCAUCAGCGACAACCUUAGCGUUUAAUCUUCGCACUCUUUUCAUGAACAUUUUUUUUUUUAAAUAUUAAUAAAUAUUUACCAACAAUCACGCCACGUUAACUGGUCCCGUGCCAAGUUCGUAAAGAG
Molecule: messenger RNA, 1314 nt
Organism: Bombyx mandarina (wild silkworm)
Lineage: Eukaryota; Metazoa; Arthropoda; Insecta; Lepidoptera; Bombycidae
Product: CD151 antigen-like
Source: RefSeq, a predicted model, not a curated record